Messenger RNA from Polypterus senegalus (gray bichir), 843 nucleotides. Its product is annotated as NACHT, LRR and PYD domains-containing protein 3-like. NCBI's taxonomy places the organism in Eukaryota, Metazoa, Chordata, Cladistia, Polypteriformes, Polypteridae. Gene Ontology annotation, molecular function: protein binding. Bases 56 to 703 code for a protein of 215 amino acids. The record is from RefSeq and is a predicted model, not a curated record. The transcript has 4 exons.
UAAAAGUGAAGCUCUGCGAGUUUGUCACUGGCUCUAUGAGACUCAGAAUGAGGAGAUGAUCAGAGACGCCAUUGGGAAGGACUUAGAGUUGGAUUUUAGAUGGAUGACUUUAUCUGUUCUGGACUGUGCUGUGCUGGCCUCUGUCAUCAGCUGCUGUGGAGAACUUAAGGAACUUGACCUGUCAUACACACCUCGGACCCUCGAGUGCAUCAGGAGACUGGCAAAGGGGCUCAGCUGCUGCAAUAAAGUUUGUCUCUGGUCAUGUCGUCUCACCGUCAGAUGUUGCUCAGCUCUCUCCUCGGCUCUCUCUGCUCCAAACUCGCAGCUGACUGAACUGUGGCUGGGUGAGAACAAGAAGAUGGAGGACUCAGAAGUGGAGCAGCUGUGUGAGGGCCUCAGGAGUGCAAACUGUAAACUGAAGAAACUGGGACUAAGGUCAUGUCUUCUCACCUCAGCCUGCUGCUCAGCUCUCUCCUCGGUCCUCUCGUCUCCAAACUCACGGCUGACAUAUCUGGACCUGGACAACAACAACCUGGAAGAUUCAGGGGCUCAACAGCUGAGUUGGGGGCUCAGGAGUGACAACUGUAAAUUAGAGACACUGAGGCUGUUGAGUAACGGGAUCAGUGAGAGUGAGAAGAGGAACCUGUGGUCAGUAGAGAAGGAGCUGAGGAGGUCUGGACGGCAGGUGGAUAUCUACAUAUGAGAAGACCAGCAGUGGUGAUCAAACUGACCCCUUGUUAGUGAUGGAGCCCCCCGUCCACUCACCCCUAAAUUCUCCUCUUUCUUCUUUUUCUUCUCCUCUCAGCUCUGCUCCUCAUUUAAUAAACUCUCCAUGUCCCCUCA